CCCAGCACGCGCAGCCUGCCGCGAGUCCCUGACGUCCCCUCCGGCGCGCCCUUGGAGCCACUUCCCCGAGCGGAAGUCAGCCUGCGGCUCGGGCCCUGGUGGUGGGACCUGCUCGGAGGAAUGGCGUCGCCGGGUUCAAGCACUGUCUUCCUGUUGGCCCUGACAAUCAUAGCCAGCACCCAGGCUCUGACGCCCACUCACUACCUCACCAAGGCAGAUGUGGAGAGACUGAAAGCCUCACUGGAUCGCCCUUUCACAAGUUUGGAAUCUGCUUUCUACUCUAUCGUGGGACUCAGCAGCCUAGGUGCCCAGGUGCCAGAUGUAAAGAAAGCGUGCACCUUCAUUAAGUCAAACCUUGAUCCAGGCAAUGUGGAUUCCCUUUUCUAUGCUGCCCAGUCCAGCCAGGCCCUCUCGGGGUGCGUGAUCUCUAUUUCAAAUGAGACCAAAGAUCUGCUCCUGGCAGCUGUCAGCGAAGACUCAUCUGUUACCCAAAUCUACCAUGCUGUGGCCGCCCUCAGCGGCUUUGGCCUUCCCUUGGCUUCCCAAGAAGCACUCAGCGCCCUUACCGCUCGCCUCAGCAAGGAGGAGACCGUGUUAGCAACAGUCCAGGCUCUGCAGACGGCAUCCCACCUGUCCCAGCAUGCUGACUUGAGGAGCAUCGUGGAGGAGAUUGAGGAUCUUGUUGCUCGCCUUGAUGAACUGGGAGGUGUGUAUCUCCAGUUUGAAGAAGGACUGGAAACCACAGCCUUAUUUGUGGCUGCCACCUACAAGCUCAUGGACCACGUGGGCACGGAGCCAUCCAUUAAGGAGGAUCAGGUCAUCCAACUCAUGAAUGCCAUCUUCAGCAAGAAGAACUUUGAGUCACUCUCAGAAGCAUUCAGCGUGGCCUCUGCUGCCUCUGCGCUCUCUCAGAACCGCUAUCACGUGCCAGUUGUAGUUGUGCCCGAGGGCUCUCCUUCCGACACUUACGAGCAGGCUAUCCUUCGGUUGCAGGUCACCAAUGUUUUGUCUCAGCCUCUGACUCAGGCCACUGUUAAACUAGAACAUGCUAAAUCUGUUGCUUCCAGAGCCACUGUCCUCCAGAAGACAUCUUUUACCCCUGUCGGGGAUGUUUUUGAACUAAACUUCGUGAAUGUCAAAUUUUCCAGUGGUUAUUAUGACUUCUCUGUCAAAGUUGAAGGUGACAACCGUUAUAUUGCAAAUAGUGUCGAGCUCCGAGUCAAGAUCUCCACUGAAGUUGGCAUCACGAAUGUUGAUCUCUCCACCGUAGACAAGGAUCAGAGCAUUGCACCCAAAACCACCCGGGUGACCUAUCCAGCGAAAGCCAAGGGCACAUUCAUCGCAGACAGCCACCAGAACUUCGCUUUGUUCUUCCAGCUGGUAGAUGUGAACACCGGUGCUGAACUCACCCCUCACCAGACAUUUGUCCGACUCCAUAACCAGAAGACUGGCCAAGAAGUUGUGUUUGUUGCUGAGCCAGACAGCAAGAAUGUCUACAAGUUUGAACUGGAUACCUCUGAGAGAAAGAUUGAAUUUGACUCUGCGUCCGGCACCUACACUCUCUAUCUGAUCAUCGGAGAUGCCACUUUGAAGAACCCAAUCCUUUGGAAUGUGGCUGACGUGGUCAUCAAGUUCCCUGAAGAAGAUGCUCCAUCGACUGUCCUGUCCAAGAACCUUUUCACCCCCAAACAGGAAAUUCAGCACCUGUUCCGAGAGCCUGAGAAGAGGCCCCCCACGGUGGUGUCCAAUACAUUCACUGCCCUGAUCCUCUCGCCCUUGCUCCUGCUCUUUGCUCUGUGGAUCCGGAUUGGUGCCAAUGUCUCCAACUUCACUUUUGCUCCAAGCACAAUCAUCUUUCACCUGGGACAUGCUGCGAUGCUGGGGCUCAUGUAUGUCUAUUGGACUCAGCUCAACAUGUUCCAGACCCUGAAGUACCUGGCCAUCUUGGGCAGUGUGACGUUUCUGGCUGGCAAUCGGAUGCUGGCCCAGCAGGCAAUCAAGAGGAUCGCUGCAGAGCAGAGCAGUAGAUUGGCAAAAUAUAGGACACUACGAACAGCACACUAGUGCCAGAAAAAGGAAGAAAGUGCUGAAAGCCGAAAUGAAUAUCAAGAAAAGGAGUCAAGAACAAUUCACAGUUUGUAAAGAGGAAUGAAGAAACUUUAUUUAAACAGGAAAAGGUCGAAAUUGUGGUUAUACUUUGGCUUGUUGUUUUUCUCUUCCCCCAACAUGGAGUGGAUACCUGUGAGCCCCGAUACUCCGAUUCCUCGGCAUGGUGCCCUCGCCAGAUGCUGUGAAUAAUCCUAACUUAGCCGCCAGGUGUUGCAUUUGAAAAGUUGAAAUUUGUAAUUAAUCUGUUUUGGAAUAAAGAGAAUAACAGGAA
Molecule: messenger RNA, 2380 nt
Organism: Mustela lutreola (European mink)
Lineage: Eukaryota; Metazoa; Chordata; Mammalia; Carnivora; Mustelidae
Gene: RPN2
Product: ribophorin II
Exons: 18
Coding region: 121-2064 (647 amino acids)
Biological process (GO): protein N-linked glycosylation
Cellular component (GO): oligosaccharyltransferase complex; membrane
Source: RefSeq, a predicted model, not a curated record